AUGAAACUCCAACAUUGGGCAAUUCUUGAUAUAUACCCAUUUGAGCCGUGUGCUCCGCUCCUUCUCGUCCUCAGAAUCGCAACCCUGCGGCCAACCAUGAUUACUUCAAGAACUGCGUGUGCCAGCUCGCUCUGGCGGUCUCGUGCCCGCCUCUCACCUCUUCCAUGGAUACCUAUCUCGGCCCGCUAUAUCUCGAUUCCAUCCCGCCCGACCCCAGACUCUCCUUUUUACCAAUCUACCCAAACCAGCGGCUCGACAUCCCAACUAUUAUACAAUGUCUCCUCUGGAAGGCCACCCUCAUCUGCCUCGUUCUCAACAUCCCCGCUUCUCUCUGAAUCAGACUGGGACCAUAACCCGAACCUAUCCAUCUCCAACUUCUCCGAGCUUCCAUCCAAGGAUUUCGGUGUCAACCAACAUAUGAUCAUUAACCAGGAGUUCAAAGAGGCACUGCGACAGAUUCUAUGGCAAUUCAGAGCACCCAUCCGGUAUGCGUUUGCAUACGGUUCAGGUGUGUUUACACAGACCGGCGCAGCCUCCACGGGCUCAACCCAUCCGUCGGCACCACCCGCCAUUCAGAAAAUGCAACAAGGAUCAGGGAAAAUGAUUGACUUUAUCUUUGGAGUCUCCUAUUCACAACAUUGGCAUGAUCUCAAUCUUCAUCAGCACCGUGAUCACUACUCAGGCCUUGGCUCGCUAGGCUCAUACAUGGUCUCGCAAGUACAGGAUAAAUUCGGCGCUGGUGUAUAUUUCAAUACCCACAUCACCGUCAACGGGACCCUGAUCAAGUAUGGUGUGGUCAACCUGGACACAUUGUGCACAGAUCUUACACAAUGGAAUACUCUGUAUCUUGCCGGCCGGUUACAAAAGCCAGUCAAGAUUCUACGUGAUCACCCCAAGGUGCGAUUGGCAAACCAGAUGAACUUGCUGUCUGCUUUGCGAGUAGCGUUGUUGCUACUUCCCGAGCGAUUCAGUGAGUUUGAGCUGUACAGCACUAUUGCAGGCAUCAGCUAUAUGGGUGAUCUGCGGAUGGUACUCCCAACAGAAGACCCUGGCAAGGUGCGAAACAUUGUGUCUGGACAGAUGGCCCACUUCCGACGCCUUUACGCUCCGCUUAUUAGCAACCUUCCCAACGUUACCUUCCAAGACCCACGCUGCAGCCAGAAUGAUUGGAUUGACGACCCAGACUCCAUUUUGGCGAUGGUGCAGGACAUGGACCCGAUUAAGCGUGGAAACAUGGUUCGCCGUCUCCCAGAAUCCUUCCGGCAAAAGCUUUACUUCCAGUAUCAAUCUCGCUUUGCCAUUCCCCGGGCCGAGUUCAACAAGAUGAUGGAGGAGAAUGACGAUUCAAAGCAAGAGAUCGUUCGACGCCCUCAGGGAGGUCCCUUUGAACGCCGUAUUGCAGAGGAUGAUCACCUUCAAGAGGAGGUAUCGGCAUCGAUUUCAAAGACCAUCCGCUGGCCCAGUACCGUUCAGACCAUCAAGGGCACAUUGACUGCGGGUGUAGGCAAGAGCUUGACCUACUUGAAGGAAAAGCGGGACAAGCACAGAAAGGCACAGGCUCACAAAGCACUUACUGAGAAAACACAGAAGCCCGACACGACUGAAAAGGUUGAGAAGACCCAGGAGAAGAAAGAUUAA
Penicillium subrubescens is the source of this 1638-nucleotide messenger RNA. Its product is annotated as phosphatidate cytidylyltransferase. Gene Ontology annotation, cellular component: mitochondrion. The record is from RefSeq and is a predicted model, not a curated record. Gene Ontology annotation, biological process: CDP-diacylglycerol biosynthetic process; cardiolipin biosynthetic process. Gene Ontology annotation, molecular function: phosphatidate cytidylyltransferase activity. The transcript has 3 exons. The coding region runs from base 1 to 1638 and encodes 545 amino acids. NCBI's taxonomy places the organism in Eukaryota, Fungi, Ascomycota, Eurotiomycetes, Eurotiales, Aspergillaceae.